AAACUUCUCAGGUCGGCCUCUCUCUCUCUCUCUCUCUCUCUCAUGCAAUAUGUCAAUAGGAAGAUCGAUCCGACCUUCGUCACCCUUAGCUUCUCUGUAAUUCAACCGCGCAUUUUGUGAUAACUCUCUCUCUUUCAUGUAAUAUGUCAAUGUAGUGGAAAAUGGCUGGAAAGGGCGGGAAGGGGCUUUUGGCGGGAAAGACUACGGCAGCGGCAGCGGCGGCUACAAAGGAGAAGGACAAGAAAAGGCCUGUUUCUCGCUCAUCCAGAGCCGGCCUCCAGUUCCCGGUUGGCCGGAUCCACCGCCAUCUGAAAUCAAGGACUUCUGCCCAUGGGCGUGUUGGGGCCACUGCCGCUGUGUACUCCGCUGCUAUUCUCGAGUAUCUGACGGCCGAAGUGCUUGAGUUGGCAGGAAACGCAAGCAAAGAUCUGAAGGUGAAGAGAAUCACUCCAAGGCAUCUGCAGUUGGCCAUUAGAGGGGAUGAGGAGCUCGACACCCUCAUCAAAGGAACCAUUGCCGGAGGCGGCGUCAUCCCUCACAUUCACAAAUCUCUCAUCAACAAAACCACCAAAGAUUAAGGUCCAUUGCCCCUCACUCUGCUCUCAAGAGUGAUCCCCCCUCCAAACUGAUUGUUCUGUUUAUUUAUGCUUGUUUAGAUCUAUGUAAUGUUUUCCUAGUGCUACCAUGUUAGUGUUUCGUGGGUGCUUAAAUUAUCCUAGCAACUGACAGCCUUUGUUUAGGAAGAAGUAGGAAUUUGGAUAGAUUCUCAGGUUUGUUUUUGCAUCUUUCAUGUGCUUGUGAAAGUUCUCCUCGCCCCUUCUCAAAUGACAUAUUUGAAAAAUUAAAUUAG
Messenger RNA from Diospyros lotus (date-plum), 850 nucleotides. RefSeq names its product probable histone H2A variant 1. Gene Ontology annotation, molecular function: DNA binding; structural constituent of chromatin; protein heterodimerization activity. NCBI's taxonomy places the organism in Eukaryota, Viridiplantae, Streptophyta, Magnoliopsida, Ericales, Ebenaceae. Gene Ontology annotation, cellular component: nucleosome. The coding region runs from base 162 to 578 and encodes 138 amino acids. The record is from RefSeq and is a predicted model, not a curated record. The transcript is spliced from 3 exons.